Messenger RNA from Teleopsis dalmanni, 1658 nucleotides. RefSeq names its product paired box protein Pax-6-like. The record is from RefSeq and is a predicted model, not a curated record. Gene Ontology annotation, biological process: anatomical structure development; regulation of transcription by RNA polymerase II. Gene Ontology annotation, molecular function: RNA polymerase II cis-regulatory region sequence-specific DNA binding; DNA-binding transcription factor activity, RNA polymerase II-specific. NCBI's taxonomy places the organism in Eukaryota, Metazoa, Arthropoda, Insecta, Diptera, Diopsidae.
GAACACUUCGACCACCUGGCUUAAUCGGCGGAUCAAAGCCUAAAGUAGCAACACCAGCCGUUGUCUCCAAAAUCGAACAGUACAAAAGAGAAAAUCCUACAAUAUUUGCGUGGGAAAUACGUGAACGGCUUAUAUCCGAAGGCGUUUGCACAAACGCAACAGCGCCAUCAGUUUCCUCAAUAAAUCGUAUUUUGCGGAACAGAGCAGCGGAAAGAGCAGCAGCUGAAUUUGCAAGAGCAGCAAGUUAUGGUUACAUUCAUCCUACCCAUCCGUAUACUAGUUUUCCAACUUGGUCACCUACAAUGACCGCACACUUAUGGCAACCAACAGCAGGUACACCUAAUAGUUUGCAUAAUCUUCCCACAAACAGUUCUGCAACGAGUUUAAAUACAUCCUUACCAGCACUAUCUCCAGACUCCGGUAGUCGUGAUACUUUAGGCUCACCUGAUGCUAACAGAAUGAUUGAUAUAGAAGGCGAAGACACUGAUUCAGAUGAUAGUGAUCAGCCAAAAUUUCGUAGAAAUCGCACAACAUUUAGCUCAGAACAAUUGGAGGAACUUGAAAAAGAAUUUGAAAAGUCACAUUAUCCUUGCGUCAGCACCCGGGAAAAAUUGGCUGCAAGAACAUCGCUUAGUGAGGCUAGAGUUCAGGUUUGGUUUUCCAACAGACGAGCGAAAUGGCGACGCCAUCAACGAGUAAAUCUCCUGAAACAAAGACGCUCAGCAUCACCGGUGGGAUCAAUAGUGCAAAAACGUCAUUCACCAGCCGAUCACCAACAACAACAUCUAGCGCAAAAAAUAUCAAUGAAUAUGAAAGAACUUGCCUCGAAAUACGACCCGAGUUCGAAACAAUCGCUGAACCACAAAGACAACACACAAAUCGCUACAUUUACAACACUUCAAUUGCUACCAAAUCGUUCUGUCACAACCCUCGACCUCAAUCACAAGUCACAAACGCUACUAGACAAUAUCAUCCCUAUCGACAACAGCCAAUCACAAGCACUCCGCUGUCAUCCUUUCCAACUCCAAGGCAUCCCUUCUCUAUGCAAUUCGACUCACACCACGCAAUUGAAUCACAACGUGAAUGUCACAAACCAAUCGACGAAUCCACAGGCCGCAGCAGCAGCAGCGGCAGCACUUGCAUCACACACAGCAUCAGUUCCAUUAUUAAUGGGAGGUGAGCAUAGUGCCUUCAAAACGAUGACUAACAGUGCAAUGUCAGCAGCAUCGGCUUCUGCUGCCGCACUAGCUCUGAGUUUUGCACGUCAAUAUGUUGCCGCUGCUAAUUGUAAGCCACCAAACUCAACCCACAAUUUGAACAGUUCAUCAACGCUGUCAUCUCCAUCACCUGCAUCGACAUAUAACACGCAAUCAGAUGAAGACAUCAAUGUAGAACAAGAUGAUCACAACGAAGAUGGCACAUUGGUACCAGAUAGAAGUAGUUUCACCCUGCGUAUGCAUUGCUCCAACGACGAAAGGCCUUCUGACAGAACUUCCAGGUCUGAUUAGUCCUUUCACACUAAUUACUUUAAUUAACACAUAUUCGUACCUUAGCUUAAGUAUGUAAAUAGUUUGUAUGUGUGAUUUUGUAAUAUACAAAAAAUCAAAAUAGUUGUAAAAUGAAAUUUAGUGCAAUUCCUUUUAUUAAGCAAGAAUAAA